AUGAAUAACUCAUCCGGGAUACAAUCAUCCGAAAGACAUUAUUCACUGGAGCCUAAAAUAGCCUGGUAUUGGUCUGCCCGGCUGAUAAUCUCUGCUUUCGCCAUUUUGGGAAACGGAGUUGUUAUUUUCCUGAUAGCGACAAAAAAGCGCUUGCAGAUUAUUUGUAACUGGUUUGUGUUAUCUCUUGCUGUAUCAGACUUUUGUGUGGGGCUUUUAUUAACGCCGACUGGCCUAGUAUGCUCGUACCUGUUUCCAUGCGACUGGCGUCUUCAGUUAGCCUUCUACAACUUCCUGUUGUUUGCAUCGACAUUAAAUUUGUGGGCAAUGAUUUACGACAGACAUCACGCCAUCGUGCAUCCUCUUACAUAUCUGACGCAAAUGACAACACGUAAAAUAACAGUCAUCAUAUCCCUACCAUGGAGUACAUCAGGUUUAGUGUCAUUUAUUCGCCUUCUGUGGUUUUAUGACAAUACCCUAAGAAAAGAGAUAGAGUCAUAUUAUCGGGUUUUCGUGGAUUUAUUCUUUGGAUUGUUUUCAUGUCUUCUACUCGUGAUAAUCUUUGUGAGAAUUUUGAUGAUAGUUUUUAGGCACUCUAGGAGCGCUGCCUCUCAAGCAGCGCAUUUAUCGUUCAACCAAACCUUCCGUGUUAAGUACAAAUACAAGCGAGAAAGGCUAUCAGCUAAGAUUCUUGGCGCAGUUUUAUGCUUGUUUGUGGUUUGUUAUAGUCUCAGCAUAUACAUCUCUUUCUGUUUAAAUUUCAAACUUUGCUCGCCCUCUCCUCAAUUACGCCUUGCAUCUAUUCUCUUGAUUCAUCUAAACUGUGCCAUCAACUGUUUUGUCUACGCGCUGCUUAAAAAAGAUUUCCGCACAGAGCUGCGGAAAUUGCUUAAAUGCGACAGUGAGCUCAACAUUGCA
Pocillopora meandrina is the source of this 915-nucleotide messenger RNA. NCBI's taxonomy places the organism in Eukaryota, Metazoa, Cnidaria, Anthozoa, Scleractinia, Pocilloporidae. The record is from the annotation of a GenBank genome assembly.